Molecule: messenger RNA, 1498 nt
Organism: Cephus cinctus (wheat stem sawfly)
Lineage: Eukaryota; Metazoa; Arthropoda; Insecta; Hymenoptera; Cephidae
Exons: 2
Coding region: 14-892 (292 amino acids)
Source: RefSeq, a predicted model, not a curated record
UCCAAAGUAUUAUAUGAAGGCACACGAUACCUGCAUGAGCAUAAUUGUCAAUGAACCGUUCAAAUUAAAGGAAGAAGAUUGUAAUGUGAAAAUUAUAUCAAUAACUCAUACGAUGUGGAUAAAAUUCAAAAAUAACAACAAAUGGCUAUACGCCACACCUUCGUCAGAAUCGAUAAAAAUUAUUUGCAAUAAGACAGUAGAAGAAACAAUUAUAAUGGGAACAAAAAUUUUAUGGAUUGCGCCUGGACGCACAAUCGUUUCAAACGAUGUGAUACUUCACUCACAAACAGAAAGGAUCGUAGAAAACAAUAAGGCCUUUACACCUUUGAUAACGUAUAACUUCAGCCAGCAUUUUCAAGUUUUUAAGGAUCCACAGUUAAACCUCAGUUUGAUAAAAAUUCACGCGAUAGAAACGCCUGAUGUUAAAAUAGGCGAUCUAACUAAAUAUGGCACCCAAUUAAACGAAAUAACAAGAGAAGCAAUAGAAAUAGGAAAUCAUCAGAGAAUAAAAACAUUUUAUGAGGAAGCAAUAAGUUGGAUCACGUAUGCCAUUUAUAUCUUGGGCGGAUUAGUAAUAUUGUACUUAAUGAAUAAGUUUAAAAUAUUUUAUCUUCUUAAAUGCUUGACAUUAGGGGCAUUCAAGCCUUGCACUUCUGUUUAUAAUCAUUGUCUCUUUAAUUAUGGCAACAAUGCUCGAAAUCAAAACUCCUGUGCGACAGAAAUGCCCAUGGGAACAUUGGCCCAUGUUAAUUCUAGUUCCAUUUCAUCAAAUUUAGAUGUGUCCCCAAUCUUUCAAAGAAAAACUAUAAGCCUCAGACAACCAGAGCCAAAAAGAAAGGUUCCUCGAUCUAGGUCUAGACUUCGUAUAUCAGAAUUCGACAAUGAUAUGUAAUAUACUUUUGAUUCUAUGAAAAUCCCUAUUGUAAAUUUUGUAAAAAGGGAAUUUUCAUCUAACAGCGGGGGUGUUAUGCACCUAAGUGUUACUCACUAAGUUAGCAUUCUUAGUACCCCGCGAUAAGUAACCCUUUGUCAGCAAAGAUUGUACGAAGGCGUAGAAGCUUUCAUUAUUUUAGAGGAAACAAAGAGUUAGUCGUCGAACUGUAGGCUCCGAGUGAGCAUCGUCCACUCAUAGAAAGGAAAUUAGAAUAGAAUUGGGCCAUUGUUAUAUUAUAAAACUAGAAUAGAAUUGUGCCAUUGCUAACAAAACUUGAUAGAAUAAAGAAUAGUUUGCUUCUGCUAUUUUGGUAUUAUCAAAAGUGUUAAAGAUUAUUUUAUAACAUCCUCACGGCAUAACAAUGUGUAUAAAAAUCUCGUGUCACGGUGUUUGUGGUCGCACUCCUCCGAAACGGCUCGACCGAUUUUUAUGAAAUUUUAUGGCGCCACGUUCGCCUCAUCGAACUUUCAUCCACGCAUGCGUCACGCACGCACGUUAUUUUGACAUUUCAUCAUGAAAUGUCAAUUUUGAUUUAUGAGCAAUAUAUACGUAUUUUAUGAUUGU